AUGAAUUUAGUUAAUAGGUUUAUUACAGAGACAGAGAUAUUACAGACACAAGUGAAUGGAGAUAUACCAGAUAUAGUAUUACUUGGGAAAUCUUACAAAGGAAAAGCCUUACCUCUUGAGUGUGGAGAGGAUACGGCCACGGCUCAACGAUUCUUUUCUGCAUUAUUUGUUAGAUCUUCCCAGAACAAUUUAACAUUUUUAAGUGAUCUGUCUAACAAACUACAUUUCACUUACAGGACUCGAUUUUCCCCUAUUCAAAGAGCAGAGAAUGGUCCAUCACCUAUGAAUUUCCAACGAUUUCUUCGCGAUAACCCUUUAAAUUCUAUCGAAAAUAUUGUGUCAAACCCUGAUUGUUUCACAACCGAUAUAGGAUGGGGAUGUAUGAUAAGGACAGGCCAAAGUUUACUGGGUAAUGCACUUCAAGAUGCAAAUCUUGGAAGAAACUAUAAUGAAGGAGUUGAGAUAGUUAGUGAUACACAGUUAAGGGUACGCAAUAAAAUUGUAGGGUGGUUUGAAGAUGAUAUUAAGGCCCCAUUCUCUCUCCAUAAGUUCGUUGAGAAAGGUGAACAAUUUAGUAAUAUGAAACCAGGUGAAUGGUUUGGUCCAGCAGCAACGUCAACUAGUAUUAAAAAAUUAAUCGAAGAUUUCCCAGAAUGCGGAAUUGAUAAUUGUAUUAUCUCUGUUUCAUCUGGUGACAUAUUCGAGAAUGAUAUCGAAACAAUAUUUGAACAAAAACAAAAUAGUAAAAUAUUGCUAUUACUGGGUGUUAAAUUAGGGAUAAAUAACAUUAAUAUGAAUUAUUCAGAUGAUAUCUUUGAAUUACUAUCAUCGAAAUACUCUGUAGGAAUUGCUGGAGGUCGACCAUCAUCUUCCUUAUAUUUUUUUGGAUACCAAGGCAAUGAAUUACUUUAUUUCGAUCCUCACUACCCACAACCUUGCUUAGAACCAUCUGUAUAUUCUACAUGCUGUUCCACAGAUUAUGGAAGAUUAAAUAUUACUGAUAUUGAUCCAUCGAUGCUUAUCGGAAUAUUUUUAGACGGUAGACAGGAUUGGGAAGAAUUUAAAAUAAAAUGUGAUAAAAUUCAAAUAAUUAACAUUCAAAAAAAUCAUUAUAGUGACAUUGAGGGAAAAUUUGAUGAAUUUGAUAUUAGUAGUAUGGGUUCCCAUGAAUCAAGUCAUGAAAAUGAUACACGUGAUAUUUCACGAAACGAUUAUGUAGAUAUUGAACCUUUGGUUAGAGGACAAAAUUAUAAUACAAUUCAAGUAGAUGAGUCAUUUGAGAAACUCAAUUACAAGACUCAAAAUAUUAUGAUUUUCCAAAACCAGUGUAGUGCCAAAGACACAUCUGACUUACAUUACGAUAUAGAAUCAGUACUAGUAGCAAACGAUACAACAAAUUUCCCUAACACCUGA
Molecule: messenger RNA, 1413 nt
Organism: Maudiozyma saulgeensis
Lineage: Eukaryota; Fungi; Ascomycota; Saccharomycetes; Saccharomycetales; Saccharomycetaceae
Source: the annotation of a GenBank genome assembly